UUCAAUUUCUUAUGAAUGAAUAAGUAAUUGUUUCUUAAUUUAGUUCUAAUUUCAAAGAACACAAUUCCUUGAAAACGGAUAAAGAAAGCAAACAAAGGGUUGACCAUUGAAGGGGAUUUAUGGUUCCCCUUUAUUUCCUCUUCAUUUCUCAUUUUACUUAUUUAAUGAAGCUAUGAAUUUAUCAUUGUUAGAUAAUCAUUCCAAAUUCAAAUGGAUUGUUGAUAAAUUAACAGAAAAAUUUACAAAGAAAAAUUACCUAAAAAGGAUUAGAGAAAAUGAGAGAGACAAAAACCACCAUUGUUGGGAUUAAACUUCUAAUGAUAUUUGGUUUUGUAAUGAUAUUUCCAACACUAAAGGCUAAUAUUGCAGAUUUUGAUGAAGUUUGGCAGAAAAGAGCUAUAGAAGCACAAAAAGCUUCCUUUGAGGCCUACGAACCCCAUCCAGAAGAAGAAACUAAUAAUUUCAACAAGCAAGUUCAUAGAUCUUUAGAUGGUGGAAAUAACACAAGGAGACAUUUGAGGAAGUACACUGGUCCAUGUUUAGCCACGAAUCCGAUUGAUCGAUGCUGGAGAUGCGAUAGAAAUUGGGCUAGAAACCGUAAGAAACUAGCUGAUUGUGCCCUUGGUUUCGGUCGUCGAACGACCGGAGGCAAAGAUGGAAAGAUUUACGUGGUCCGAGAUUCAAGUGAUAAUGACUUGGUGAAUCCUAAACCAGGAACCUUGCGCCAUGCUGUGAUUCAGGAGAGACCUCUUUGGAUUAUAUUUGCUCAUGACAUGGUGAUUAGGCUAAGUGAAGAGCUUAUAGUGACUGAUGAUAAAACAUUAGAUGGGCGAGGUGCCAAUGUGCACAUUGCUAAUGGUGGUCAAAUUACUCUACAAUUUGUGAAGAAUAUAAUCAUCCAUAAUCUUCACAUUCAUGACAUCAAGGCUGGCAAUGGAGGCAUGAUAAGAGAUUCGGUGAGCCACUAUGGAUUCCGAACACGGAGUGAUGGUGAUGGAAUCUCGAUGUUCGGAGCCUCGAGGGUUUGGAUCGAUCAUGUUUCAAUGUCUAAUUGUCAAGAUGGACUAAUAGAUGCAGUCAUGGCAUCUACUGCCAUUACCAUUUCCAACUGCCACUUCACCCACCAUAAUGAUGUGAUUUUAUUAGGUGCAAGUAAUGGCUACUCGAAUGAUCAGAUAAUGCAGGUAACUCUUGCAUUUAAUCACUUUGGUAAAGGGUUGGUGCAAAGGAUGCCGAGAUGUCGAUGGGGAUUUAUCCAUGUAGUCAAUAAUGACUACACUCACUGGCUUAUGUACGCCAUCGGCGGCAGCCACAACCCCACCAUUAUCAGCCAGGGGAACCGUUUCAUUGCUCCACCAAAUCCAAAUUGCAAAGAGGUGACGAAAAGGGUGUAUGCACCGGAAAGCGAAUGGAGAUCUUGGAACUGGAGGUCAGAGGGAGAUCUGAUGAUGAAUGGAGCUUUCUUCAUCCAAUCUGGGAACCCCAUCAAAAGAUACUCCAAGAAAGAUGUUAUCCAUUCGAAACCCGGGACCUUCGUCACAAGGCUUACACGAUUUGCAGGUCCUCUGAAAUGUAAAAAGAAUCAACCCUGUUAGUGAAAUUCUUUACAUCACCUUCAAAUUAUGAUGUGUAUAAAAUACUCAAAGUUCAAAUGAACCCUGUAAUCAGCAGAGGUUUUUAGUACUAAAGAUUUAGAUAGAAGAUAAACCUACAUAAAUAUGGCAGCUUUUGCCUUUGUGAAGUUAUGCAUCACUUAUGUGAAUAUUACUAUUACCUACUGAAAUAAUAUUGGUUAUUCAUCUUUUGAAAGUUGUUUA
Molecule: messenger RNA, 1817 nt
Organism: Cucumis sativus (cucumber)
Lineage: Eukaryota; Viridiplantae; Streptophyta; Magnoliopsida; Cucurbitales; Cucurbitaceae
Product: pectate lyase
Exons: 4
Coding region: 276-1595 (439 amino acids)
Molecular function (GO): pectate lyase activity
Source: RefSeq, a predicted model, not a curated record